Molecule: messenger RNA, 1323 nt
Organism: Penicillium odoratum
Lineage: Eukaryota; Fungi; Ascomycota; Eurotiomycetes; Eurotiales; Aspergillaceae
Product: pepsin-like aspartic protease
Exons: 3
Coding region: 1-1323 (440 amino acids)
Biological process (GO): proteolysis
Molecular function (GO): aspartic-type endopeptidase activity
Source: RefSeq, a predicted model, not a curated record
AUGCAUCUUAUUUUCUCUCUUAUACUUUUUAUUUUCUUGGGAUUCGAUGUUCUCGCCGCUCCAGGUUUACGUCGAUCCGCUUCAACCGCUCACAAAAGGUCUUUCCGAAUCGAACGAGUCAAACGCAACGACUAUGUACGCAAUUCCCCCGCUGCUUUAAGUAAAGCAUACCGCAAGUUUGGGAUUACGGCUUCUCUCAUGGAGGGUGGGGAUCUGCACGACUUUGAGCCAUUCUCCAACGGCACGAGCUAUAGGAGCGCUUCGGUAGAAACCCAAUCAACAACAGAGACAGACGAGACAGACGAGACAGACGAGACAGACGAGGAAGGAACGGUCAGUGCGACAUCCGUGGAGGGAGGCUCGGAGUAUGUGUCUCCCGUUCUCAUCGGAGGCCAAAACAUCACCAUGGAUUUCGAUACUGGAUCUGCAGAUAUGUGGGUGAUGAACUCCAACCUAUCAUCCUCUAUGAUAAGCGGCCACUCAGUCUACAAUUUUUCAAAAUCAAGCACCUUCGAAAAAGUAGCAGGCGAGUUCAAGGUCUCCUAUGGCGACUCAUCAUACGCAAGCGGCAAUCUAGCCAAAGACACCGUCAAUAUCGGCGGAGCAGUGGUCAAAAACCAAGUCUUCGGUCUCCCAAACAAAGUAUCCAGUUCAUUCGUCGAAGAUACCAAUUCCAACGGCAUAGUCGGACUCAGUUUCUCCUCUAUCAACUCAUUCGACCCAGGUCCUCAGAAGACAUUUUUCGACAACGUCGCCCCAGACCUCGAAUUACCAGUCUUCACCUCCUACCUUCGUGGCGACAGAGGCUCAUAUGAAUUCGGUGCCAUCGACCAGAGCCUGUAUAGCGGCAUGAUGGUCAAUGUCAGCGUCGACUCCUCAAACGGAUUCUGGCAGUUCGAUUCGACGAAGUACAAAGUUGGUACUGGACAAAAACUGCACAAUAUCACCACUACGAAAACUGCUAUUUGUGAUACUGGUACUACGCUACUGUUGGUUAGUCCGGAUGUUGUAUCAGAUUUUUAUUCGCAGGUCAAUGGCUCGGCGUAUUCGAAUAGUGUUGGGGGUUAUAUCUAUCCCUGUGAAGCGGAAUUGCCGGAUUUAAGUAUUGAAAUUGGUCACGGUUUCACGGCGACUAUCCCUGGAUUGAAUUUGGGCUAUGAGGAAGUUGGGACUAAUACGACAACGGGUGAAACUAUGUGCUAUGGUGGUGUACAGUCUUGUGCAGGGUCUGACUUUCAGAUCUUUGGGGAUAUCUUCCUCAGGGCGUUUUAUGUGGUUUUUGAUCAGCGCGGCCCAUCAUUGGGGAUCGCAGCUCCUGCAUGA